ACGGUAUAUUUCGCUAUAAUCGGAUGACCGUUGAUCACGUUGACAUUAGGCUCUAUACUUUAUAAAUUCGAAUUUUUUCAAACAUCGGCCGAAAUUCCCUCGUAGAGAAACGUAUCGAGUAAUGCUCGUCCGGUCUUCUCACGAGUCAUGUCGUUAAAAAUACCAACGACGCACGGUCAUCUUAAAAUGACUCGAUAAACGGAAAUAAGGACGCAGAGAUCUACGUGCCCUGUGAAAAUUCGUACAAAACUGUAUUGUGAACCGGUGUGUAUUGUCUCCUUGCCUCUGUUCCACCGCGGAAACUCGGUUGUUUUCGUUCCCGUCGGACCUUCACCUUUGCUAUGGUUUACCGCAAAUAGACGGAUACACGAGCCAGUUUUGGAUGUCCUUUUCAGACACAUGUACACUCAUCGAUCAAAAGGGAAUGUUUGUUUUGCUUUUCACUGCCUUCGAGUCUCAAGCCACCACGAAGGUUAGACCAAACGACAGUACGAUCACUUGAUGACCUGAUUUAAAGGGUGAGUAACUAGAAGAGAUAAAUAACAAUGGCUGGCAGUGGAGAGCUUUGGGUGCAAUGUUUCACCUGUUGUCUGACGCAACAAGGUCCAAGGGCACGUAAUGGAAGGCAGAGGUCACACCAGAGGUUAAGGAUAGAUCGUAGUAUGAUAGGAGUGCCUACAAAUUUCAGACACACUGGUCACAUAAGCAGUGGAGAUUUAGACAUGACCAGUGCACAGUUGUCUAACAUUCAGGCACAGAUGCAAAUGAAGGGAGGCUAUGAUAACGCGUAUGGAGUUAGGGCACGUUGAAAGUAAUUAUAUGGUGCAUUUAGACUGACCUGGAGAUAAUCUUACGACAGGACUAUAAAAUUGACUGAGUUUUUAAUGUCCAUUGUUCCUUGUGUUAAAACAAAAACAUACAUGCAAUUUGUUGCAUGUAAGAAUGUGCUCGAAAAGUAGACUCAUUUUAAAAUGACAUCAAGUAUAUUAUACUAAAGAACAAAUUAAAUAGGAUUCGUAUUAGGACUUGCUGAAAGUAUGCGUUUACUUGCAAGUUGUAUUCCGUACAAAUUACCCUCCACAGCAAAGACUGGAUGUAACUGCCACAUUAUACACAAAAGUUUUGAGGUGCAUUUUCUUUUUUACCAACUGGAAAUUAUUCUUCCAUUUAAAAUAGUCGAUGUUCAUUGAUAUACACAAUAUACUAUCAUACUAGA
Molecule: messenger RNA, 1216 nt
Organism: Nomia melanderi (Alkali bee)
Lineage: Eukaryota; Metazoa; Arthropoda; Insecta; Hymenoptera; Halictidae
Gene: Spec2
Product: CDC42 small effector protein Spec2
Biological process (GO): regulation of Rho protein signal transduction
Cellular component (GO): plasma membrane
Molecular function (GO): small GTPase binding
Source: RefSeq, a predicted model, not a curated record